AUAAACAUUCAUAAACAUUCAGUUAAAAACUUACUGACAAUCGAUCUUGAUUUAAUUUAAUGCGUAGCGAUAUAUUUAUGUUGCAAAUCACAGUUGCAGACGACAUUAUUCUAUUAUUCCAGCAGCCAGCUGCUGUGUGCACUGCCUGACAGAAAAUCUGAAAUGAAAUCUGGUUAGUCGGUAAUUUUUACAAUAACAUUUGAUCUUAAAAAUGGAAGCAAGUGCUUUGAAGAAAGUAAGGUGUAAAUUGAUUGCUCCUUUGGGCCUCCCUCCUCCUUCAUCCAAAAGCUUUUCAAGACCUAGUGGAAUGGGAAAGAAGAAAGAUUAUACCCCUAUUCAUUGGAGCCGUUAUUUUACAUCACGUGAAAAAAUAGUGGUAAAUGAAGAUGGAGAUUCAUUUCAGGUUUAUCGUAGAGGAUCUUCUGGCCCUCUUCUUGUUCUGCUUCAUGGAGGUGGAUUUUCUGCUCUGAGCUGGUCGUUGUUUGCUGAAUGCAUUGAAGGGCUGGUUUCCUGUCAGAUUCUUGCAAUUGACAUGAGGGGUCAUGGUGACAGCAAGACACACAAUGAUGAAAAUCUUUCAGCAGAAACCCAAGCUGAUGAUAUUGUAUCAGUGGUCAAACAUGUCUUUGGAUCAGACCCUCCUCCCAUUGUUCUUAUUGGACAUAGUAUGGGAGGAGCAAUUGCAGUUCAUGCUGCUGCUACAGAUCAGCUCCCAAUGAUUGCUGGGCUCAUUGUGAUCGAUGUUGUGGAGGGAACAGCAAUGGAAGCACUAGCCUCUAUGCAAAAUUUUCUAAGAUCAAAACCCAAACAGUUUCUCUCCUUGGAACAAGCCAUUGAAUGGAGUGUCAGAAGUGGUCAGAUUAGAAACGGUGAAUCUGCUAGAGUGUCUAUGCCUGGUCAAUUACGGAGUGACGUGACUGGAGAAUGCGCUACAUCUGAUGUGCCAGAAACAGUCACCACUCCUACCGCUUCUUCACCACUUGAUGCUACAACACAAACUUCGAAUGCGCUCAAACAUGGUGAAUGUAUAACAGAAGAAGAUGAAGAUGAAAAAAUUGAAAGUUCUCCUUCAACUAGAGAACCUACAUUUUUCCCUCCAGCCGUUAGUCCUAAGACUGGCUAUCACUGGCGUAUUGAUCUGACAAAAACUGAACACCAAUGGCCGGGAUGGUUCCAUGGUCUCUCGGCUACAUUUUUAGCCAUUCCUGUUGCGAAGCUCCUGCUGUUGGCCGGCAUUGACCGACUCGACCGAGAACUAACCGUUGGUCAGAUGCAAGGAAAGUUCCAAAUGCAAGUGCUUCCUCAGUGUGGGCACGCGGUACACGAAGAUGUGCCAGACAAGGUUGCAGAAGUGGUUGCUACAUUUUUAGUAAGAAAUCGCUUGACAUCACCAAAGGAGAAAUUUAAUUGGGUGAUGCCUGCUUGUUAGAUUUUCCACUUAUCACGUUCGACAACAAAUGAAGUAUUGAGUAUUGUGUUCGAUAAUGCGACAGUAGAAUCUGGGUCCUGAAUAUUUGUGUUUACUUUAUGGUCAUAUUGUCAUAUUCUUUGCGUCAUAUGCAUUGUUCUACAUACUUUCAUUUUAAAGUGUUUUGUAACAUUUAUUCAGCAGUUUUACUUUUCCUACUUCAAAAUGGCGUACUUAAAACUGCAUUCUAAAGAAAAUGGGUCAUGCUCCGCCGCAUCAAAUUUCUUUGUCAAAAUCAAAUGACAAUAACAAUUUGUGUCGGUUCUUUGUCGACAACAAAUUGCGUGUCGGUUCUUUGAUGUCGAUAAGCUAACAUUGAAGGCGAAAUUAUCCUUUGCACCUGAAGAUAUCUAAAUUUUCGUAUUUUCUUCGUACGUGGUGAUUCGUAUUAAUAAAGUUCGUCAAGGCCAAAAGGACAUUCCCUUUGUUGGCGAAUUGAA
Daphnia pulex (common water flea) is the source of this 1908-nucleotide messenger RNA. Its product is annotated as protein phosphatase methylesterase 1-like. The coding region runs from base 212 to 1429 and encodes 405 amino acids. The transcript is spliced from 8 exons. The record is from RefSeq and is a predicted model, not a curated record. Lineage: Eukaryota; Metazoa; Arthropoda; Branchiopoda; Diplostraca; Daphniidae. Gene Ontology annotation, biological process: protein demethylation. Gene Ontology annotation, molecular function: protein methylesterase activity.